Messenger RNA from Cloeon dipterum, 2983 nucleotides. RefSeq names its product vacuolar protein sorting 50 (gene Vps50). Bases 118 to 2886 code for a protein of 922 amino acids. Gene Ontology annotation, biological process: endocytic recycling; retrograde transport, endosome to Golgi. The transcript is spliced from 18 exons. Gene Ontology annotation, molecular function: SNARE binding. NCBI's taxonomy places the organism in Eukaryota, Metazoa, Arthropoda, Insecta, Ephemeroptera, Baetidae. Gene Ontology annotation, cellular component: EARP complex. The record is from RefSeq and is a predicted model, not a curated record.
AGGAGACAGGGAAGGGAAUAUUUAUACAACACAACAACAACAACUGUUUUUUAUUUAGCGAAGAUAUAGAAAGCUUUAAGAAGUGGGAAGCUCUGAAAUUAACUGUGCUUCGCUGUGAUGGAUGAUCUAAAAUUAAAAUUCAAGCUUUUAAUUAACAAGCAGAACAAACUGCAAGGUCCUUGGAGAAGUACGCCAUCCUUUGAAAGCGAAUCUUCAGGGACUGAUACAACUGUAAUAACUCCAGCAAACAGGGAAAGUGUAGCGCCCACAAGUGUCCCAGAAUUCAUUGAAGGUGACAAACAACUUGACGAUCAAGACACUGAUCAAGACAUCCUUAAAUCAAUCGAACAAAUAUAUUUUGAAGAAAACGACUCCGAUCUUGCAAGAUAUGAACUAAAUAAAUUGUCUGCGACUCUACAGUGUGAUGAAAUACUGAAUAGCUUGAGGGUGUUAAAGCGCCAAAGAGGAGUUGUUUUAAAUCAAGCUCUACAAUUGAUCCUGAAACAGCAACCUUCUUGUCAAGAUGAGUUUGAAAGAAUUGUUGACAUUCAAGGCCAACUUAAAGUAGCUGUAGAGGCUUGCAAAAUGGGAAGAUCACAGCUUAAUGUUGCAAAGCAGCAGUUCACCACUGCAAGUUUAGGACUUCUGGCUAAUUACCGAAAGAGGCAAAGGGCUAUAAAUCUUCUGAAGCUAUUAUCAUCAAUAAAGACGUUGCAAUGUACCAGAGAGCAGCUGCAGGAGCUGUUACGAGAAGAGGAUUUUGCUGGAGCUAUUACCUUGCUGAUCGAAUGUCAAGGAGUUGCAAGCACUUUCAGGCACUUCAGCUGCGUUGCAGCUCUAAAUGUGCAACUCCAAGACACAUUGGAAAUGGCAGAGGAGUCUCUCGAUCAAGCACUUGCUAAGUCGUGCCUGGACUUUGACAGUGAACUCUAUUCGAAAUUGCAAGAUGCAUAUUCGUUUCUGGGGAAGAGUCAGAUAGCUGCUGACCAACUUCUGAUGCACUUCACUUCAGCUGUACACAAUGUUUCAUUUUCGACAGUUUCAAAUUUCUUGCAGUCCAACAUUUUGGGAGCUAGCAAGAAAUCAUUUCCCGAACUGUGCAGGCACAUUGGCAAGGAGAAUUUCAUACUAUGCUUGAGCGAACUGUGCAAGUCACUUUGGAGUAUUGUUUGCUGUUAUCGAGAAGUCUCAAAGUGGCACAUGCACAGGGUUCCUAGAUCUCCGAGCAAGAGGUCUGAUGACGUGGAAUCAUCAAUGGCUGCUCAGUACAUUAAACAAAAGUUAGAAACAGGCCGUGUGCGGAUUUGGCAUGAUGUUCAAAUCAAAGUUGCUGCUGUGAUAAGCUCAUGUGACCCUUCAUCAUACAAAUUUGAUGACUUUCUCAGCAUCCUCGACCUUGUCGAUCGGCUUAUUAAAAUUGGCGCAGAAUUCUGCGAAAAUGCAAGUUCUGCAGACUUGCAGGGAGCUGCUCGAAAACAGAGCCUCAGCUACCUCCAUUCAUAUCAUCAAACACGUCUUGAUGAAUUGUGCAUGUUCCUUGAAAAUGAAGGCUGGGAGCAUUGCCCUGUGAGGUCCAAUUUUACUGCUCUUCAACUUCAGGAGUUUCGGUGGGCGAUCACUUUGCCUGAUGCGAGCAAGAGUCGACUUGGUUCUUCCCUAUCGUCCAAUAGCAGUAUUGAUGGAUUUUUCUCUCGACAUCCUCGAUCCUCUAAAACGACGCCCUUUGAUCUCAAGUCUGAACAAUCCGUAGAGGAGGAUUUUUACUCAAGCAAUGGGAACUUUUCCAGUGAAGAUAGUGACGAUGAUCACGAGGAAAGGAUGGAUCAUGCGAGGGAAAAACAUUUACUUGUUGCAAACACGACAAUAUCUAUGCUUAGACUUAUAGGAAGAUAUUUGUGGAUGAUGCAUUUGUUGCAACCAAUUGCAUUGGAUAUUUUGAAACGACUUGCGCAGUUAUUCGACUUGUACCUGUUUAUUGUCCAUGAAUUUUUCGUCAGAGAAAAGCCCACAAUUAGAGAUUUUGAAUAUACUUACCAGCUCCAAUCAAAUCUGAUGAGGAUUAAGGAAAAUUUGAUUGCCAAACCAUCUGAUACUCAACUUCCAACAGACAAUACUGAAGCAAAGGUGCACCCUCCAGGCAUCUCACCAACUGUUGAUUUAGAAAACCCUGAGGAUUUGCACGGCUUGGCCAAAUGUGUUGUUGCUGUUGAGUCACUUGCGUUUUUGGCCGCUCAACUACAGAAUUUGAGGCCGCAGAUUCAAAACCUUUUGCACAACGAACAAUGGCCUGCACUUGACCAUUUUUACUCUCAAGUGGGGGUUGCGGAAGAUUUGAGAAAGCCAAUAUAUAUGAAUGUUGCUUGGCAUGCUGUGGAUUUGCGGCAACUUUUGAGCCAAAUGUCAAAAGUUAAUUGGGAAGUUCGUGACGUCAUGAGUCAGCAUAGCGCUUAUGUCGACUUUAUAUUAAGGGAGUUACAAAUAUUCAGCAUGCGUUUGGCAGAAAUAUCAAAGAGGGUGCCAAUUCCAAAAGCAACGAAAAUACUACUGUGGCAAUUCCUGUCUCAUCUUGUUUGCAAUGCUUUUGUUGAUGGUUUUUCUAGUGCAAAGAAAUGCUCUAAUGGCGGAAGAGGCUUGAUGCAAUUAGAUUUCACGCAGUUCGCGUCAAAACUUGAGAAAAUUGCGGAAGUGAGACCAAUUCCUGGGAAGGACUUUGUUGAGCAAUACAUAAAAGCAUACUACCUUCCUGAGUCAUCUCUUGAAACCUGGAUUAGAAGUCAUAAGGAGUACACUGGACGUCAGCUUUCAGCAUUAGUAAACUGCGCGUGUCAAAACAACAAACGUGUGCGGCAAAUGUUGCUCAGUGUUAUUGAAGAGCUGGGUUAUUGACAACUUUAGUUAUUUAUAUUCCAUCCUGUCAACAAUAUCCAUAUUAUUUAAGUACAUAUUACGUUAACCACUAAAUAUAUUUUGGUAUUGUUCACGA